AUGCUACUGAUUUUUCUGUUAAUAUUGUGGCUUUGGAACGUUGGCGGGGCGUUGAAUCAGACUGGGAAGAUUGUUGGGAGCGGAUCAGGUAGGUAGGAUAAUGUGGGUAUGAAUGACUAUAUUUGGUCAUGGUUCAUUGUCUUUGAUAGCUAGGUUGAUGCUGGUUAGUAUGAUGAUUUGGGAUACUAUACAGAAGCCUUUUAUAUAAUCUUUACUAAAGUACAUAGUUUUAAAAAUGGCAUUUUUCAGCUAUAAGUCAUACCCGCAUCAGGUGUUUAGAGAACAGUAUUGGUAUCGAAUUAGACAAUAUUGAAGGCUGGGAUGGUCGAAUAUACGCGAGGAAGAAUGGAAACGAUCCAAAUUGUGUUAAACAUUAUUCUGAAGUACAAACAAAUUUUUAGUUUUAUUAUUUUAAGCUCGUACUAUAUAGUACUAGCAUGAUUUUGUACUGUAGACUGGUAUUAUGUUUAUACAGGUUGUAUUACAGAGUAUUUUAAAAAUAUUUUCAGUUUGAAAAGAGGAUAACAUUGGAUAUACCAUUCAAUUUCUUACCUUGUGGUAUCAAGUCUAAAAGAAUGGUAAGAUAAGGUUGUUCUAUAGGUAAUUUACUGUACUAUAUGCCCAUAUAUUUUACAUUACUAUUUUCAUCAAAAAUAAUACGUAUUACUUUCACACUACUACUUUCAGCAACACCCCCGCUCUGGCCUAGAAUACACCCUAACUGUAAUAGUAAGCAAGGACCAUACUCACAUGACAGAAGACGACCAAAUGUUCACAUUAAGCUGCCGCUACUACAGUAACUACAAGGAUGUGGGUACAGUAAUGGAAGUGAGUACGUAUGCUCGGAACUACCUGGUCGGUGGACAAAGUGGACCAUCUUGUGAAUACUCGCUAAGGUAUGGGUCGCUAAAUGGACCACCAGCCCAGAAUGCUAAAAUUGGUGAUAAGGUGUUUCACGAAUGGAAAUGUGCCGAUUCGAGUUUUGCCUUCAAGGUUUACGACUGUUUUGUGCAUGAUGGUGCUGAUAAAAAGUACAAACUUAUCGAUGAGGAGGGGUAGGUUUAUUAUUUUUCUUGGGAAUGGAUGGGGCAUGGCACGGGUAUUUUGUUUUUCUUUCUGUUUGAUGUUGGAUAGGUGGAAAUGGUAUAAUAUAAGGAUAUAGUAAGGUAGGACAAUGUAGAGCAGGGUAGGGUAGAGUAAAGUAAAGUAGGAUAGGAUAGGGUGGGAUAGAGUAGGGUAGCAUAGAGUAGGGUAGAAUAUCAAGUUCAAUUUUUUACUUUGAACUUUCCAGAUGUUCCAAAGACAAGACGAUAAUACCAGACCUAACUUAUGAUCCAUCUUUGAACUUUGCUUUUGCUGCCAGCCGGGUUUUUAAAUUUGCUGAAUCAACAAAAAUGUUCUUCAACUGUUUGUUGUACAUGUGUCCGAAGAGUGAUCCUGCUUGUCAACAAGCUGUGGUAAAAUUUUUAGCGAAUAUAACGAUAAAUACUGAUAAUAUAGCUACAAUUGGUCUAAAAAAUAAGUUCUUUACCGUUUUUGCUAGUGUUUUGUGGUAAAUUAGGUAAUAUUGUUCUUGAUAUUGACAUUUCAGCCACCUAGAUGUUCAAGUCGUUCUAAACGUUCUGCCGUUCAGACUUUAUUCACAGUGAAUUCAACUUUAUCUGCUCCGAAAAACGAGGAAUUCGAGGAGGACGAGCUGUCUGUAAACAAAGUUUUUGACAUUCCAAAUGGACAUCCGGUUUAUGAUGAUCAACGGUACUACCAGGAGCUACAUAGUACUAUAGGUGGUAAUACCGGCAUCAAUUUUUAUGCUGGGCAUGGCACUGGUAAUGAGUAUCGACGUGGACAUGGUACUUACUUUGGUAGUAGGCCUGGUACUGAAUCAAAUUAUAGGCCUGGAGCUGAAUCGAAUGAUAGGAUAGCUACUUCCUUAAGUAGUAGCCUCAAUGGUAUGCCUAAUAGGCUUAAUAUUCUUGACAGAAUUAGACUUGGUACUGAUGGUACUAGUACUAUGGAUGAUAUGGGCCAAGAUGGUACUAUGAACAUAGAAAGAAGUACCAUGCCAAAUACAGUAAUCGGCGGAGGCAGUUAUAGUCAGAACGAUACAAACACAGUGCUGAACAACAUCAAAAGCACUUCAAUGGGACAUCAAGCCAUGAACAAUAUCAAAGAUUCCCUUGUUGUACAUCAAGGCGGAUAUCAAAGAAACGCUGAUAAUGUCAAUGAUCGAUAUAAAAGUGGUUACAAUGCUCAAGAUAGUCAUAGCACACAUAUUGAUGAAGGUACUGGUCAAAAAUUGGAUAGAACGGUGGAAAAUGCACAAAGAUAUCAACAUAUUAUCCAUGAUGGCCAAUAUCAGACUACUAUGGAUAAUGUUGGAAAGUUUGAGGGAAUGAAAUUGGAUAAUGACAAAACUUAUCAGCCAGUCGAUGAAAAAGACUUUAGAGAACAUAAUUUAUUUAUGACAGCUGCUAAAAGUGACAAUUUCGGCUCAAACAAUGAAAAUUUAGGCCAAAGUCAUGGUGAAUAUCAACAAAAGGUCAAAGAAACGGAAAAAUCUGAUCUACCGGACGUCAUUGGACGUGACCAACAUCAAGAAGCAAAUCAUAACGUUGUGUAUGAUCCAGAAAAUACAGUAAACAAUAAUUUAGAAAGUACUGUACCACCAAGUUCACCUGAAGACAACUAUAACUUAAACCAUGAUCAAGUUCAUGGAGUAGUCGUUCCACCGAGUCAUCAGAUUGAAAAAGACGAGUUGGAAAAACUUAUUCAACAACAUCAUGAUCUUUUUCAUCAUAAUGAAGGUAUCAGCUUAGGUAGUAAUGUACAAAGUAACGAUGAGUCGCUACAACAACUACAGAAUGAUGACACGGUGAAAGCAGAUGAAUUUACUAUGGCUUCAUUUGUGUAUCCUCACAGUAAGUUAGGGUAGGAUAUAAUAGAGUAGGGUAGAGUAUGGCUGGGUACGGUAGGAUACGAUAGGGUAGGAUCGUGCCUAGUCGAGUAGGGUAGUGUAGGGUAGGAUAUUGACUUGUAUGAUAUUAUAGUGAAGGGUAAGGUAGGGUAAACUUUAAAAUACAUAUUCUUGAUUUUAAUUUUCAGUUGAAUCCAAAGACGAAAAACCGUGCAAUCGUCUGAAGGAACAAUUCAAAAAGGUUGUUAUGGCAUUGAUUAUAGGGAACUUGGUGUCACUAACAAUUUCAAUUUUGCUUUUGGCCAGGUUCUGUACACGACGACAUAGUGCCAGUAUGAAUGUACAGCUACGGGGUUAUGGAGUAUAG
Molecule: messenger RNA, 3281 nt
Organism: Bursaphelenchus okinawaensis
Lineage: Eukaryota; Metazoa; Nematoda; Chromadorea; Rhabditida; Aphelenchoididae
Source: the annotation of a GenBank genome assembly